AUGAUAAGAGUAGAGGAUGCAGGCAUCAAAUUGCUCGGUGCCAGCCUGGGAAUCGUCCCGUGCCGAGCGCGGUUCGUCGGGAGAUUCGUGGCGUUCUCCACCUUUGUCUCGACAACAUCCGGCCUAUUCUUUGGACAGGCCGGCGCGUUGCUCGGAGCGGGCCCGCUCGUCCCAUAUCUCGUCGGCGCCUGUGUGGAAAUCAACCAAUGCGUCGGGCGCGAACCGGCAUCACCACGCCAUCGAGCAGGCGUCGCGUCGAUGGCGAACGCGCCGUAAAAUUUCGAUUUCCACACAGGUCGGCGCGUGGGCCGGCUACUCCCUGGCAGGGGUCAUCUUCUGGAGAGGCGAGGUCAAGCGGGCGCUCAAGUUCGUGCAGGCCUACCCGCGCCUGAUGGAGCACGCGCUCUUGAGUUCGGGCGACCACGGCGAGUCUCAGACGUUCAAGUACGCGACACGGACCUGACGACCUGGAUCCGCGCGGACGGGUGCUCGCGGUGGCUCCGCACCGCGCGGAUGAGCACGCCUCGGCGUCCUCGAGCCUCAACGUUUGCGACGCGCCGUCGCCAUCGACGCGGCGGCUCACUCGUUCAAACACAGGCUGGCUCGUCCUCGCCGCGCAGAAGGUCGCGCCGUCCGUGCAGCAGAUAGAAGACGCGAAGCGCGACAAGCCCAUCCAGGCGGACAUCGAGAGCCAGUAA
This is a messenger RNA of Pelagomonas calceolata, 698 nucleotides long. The record is from the annotation of a GenBank genome assembly. NCBI's taxonomy places the organism in Eukaryota, Pelagophyceae, Pelagomonadales, Pelagomonadaceae.